AUGAAAGUUGCGGUGUCUAAGGGUCCUCCAUUCUCUCCGAAUGCAACAACUUUUGAGUCUCAAGUUGGUUUCUGGCUUCUAUUUCAGUUGGUUGAACACAGUGCUUAUGCUCAGUUAUGGCGCGACACGUUGAGUGAGUCGCUCAAAUCGUGCUGCACCGGCGACCUUAAUGGCUGCAAUGCAUCGAACGAUCCACUAUUACUUGUGUCUGUUCUUCGUCACUUGGCUACUGAUUCUCUCCUUCUCGUGGGCUGUCUUACGGAGCGUCUUCAUCCCGUGGAGUUUCCCUCUCCAUCACUUUCAUCCCUUGCCACACCCGUAGAACCUGCUACUGCCCCCAUCAUUGUUCCAUACGUUGAGUGCGCUGGUGGCGGAGGAGGUGGGAUUGGGGGCGGUGGCUGUUGCGGCUCCACCAUCACAGUUUCUGUCGCCGGUUGCCACUCCUCCCUUGGUGGGCCUCUCUCCUCUGAGUGGUGUCCCCCUUCCUUCGAUUCUCGGCCUGAUCUGGCAGCUAUCAAUGCCUCUGGGUGUUUAUGGGCAUUGCACGAGAUCUGGCAGGAGGUUCAAGAAUCUGGGCAGGCUGGUGCAACGACACAAAUGCUGAAUGGUUACAGUGGCAAUGGUCACCCUCUUCUGCCGUCAGCGAUGCCUCCAUCACCGAUGCGUUGGGUGCUUUGUGCUAAUUUGGAGGCGUCACCAACCUCUCCGGCAUAUCAAAUCUUUCGUGAUGGUUAUCCCUCAGAUGAGAGUAUUGCACGACUCCGUGCGGUCCGUAAUAUCCACUUGAGGAAUCAUGACUUUCUUGAUGCUACU
Hydatigera taeniaeformis is the source of this 813-nucleotide messenger RNA. Lineage: Eukaryota; Metazoa; Platyhelminthes; Cestoda; Cyclophyllidea; Taeniidae. The record is from the annotation of a GenBank genome assembly.